This is a messenger RNA of Myxocyprinus asiaticus (Chinese sucker), 8854 nucleotides long. RefSeq lists its product as uncharacterized. NCBI's taxonomy places the organism in Eukaryota, Metazoa, Chordata, Actinopteri, Cypriniformes, Catostomidae. Gene Ontology annotation, biological process: cell morphogenesis; calcium-dependent cell-cell adhesion; homophilic cell-cell adhesion. Gene Ontology annotation, molecular function: calcium ion binding; cadherin binding. The record is from RefSeq and is a predicted model, not a curated record. The transcript has 14 exons. The coding region runs from base 367 to 5184 and encodes 1605 amino acids. Gene Ontology annotation, cellular component: catenin complex; plasma membrane; adherens junction.
GUGAUAACAGCGUUUGCCCUGUUCAUAUUUGACUCAGAGCUUGUCGUUGAACACCGACAGACUCACUCAGCGCGGGAAAGAAAGUCCACACAUUAAGAUCGACAUUAAAAGGGCAUCCAACUCUCUGUGGGAAACUGAGUAAAACGUUUUGCCAGAACAAAAACACUGAAGCUCUGCAAGAUAGAGAGAGAUUCAUAAAGUGAAAAAAGAGAGACGCAUACUCUCCAGUGUUGGGUGACUGGUGUAAUGGAGAAAUAAGUGAGGGGAAACCAGAGUAAGAAGAGAAAAAAAGAAUGAAGACAACUGCAAAGCGAAUACUUCUUUUCAUCAAUUGUCAUUUCAAUUAAUACAUCAAAAUUGGGCAACAUGAUUGACAGGAGGCUGCUCCUACUGGUGUCCCUCUGUCUUGUAGGUGGUGGGUGUGUCACUAAGAUUGUUCGAAGGUGGGGAGAUGGCUCUAAUCAUGCCCAGUUGCAUGGAGGGAAUGGAGCAACUGACCAAUGGGACGCAAGUUUGGAAAGGAAGGGAAAUAUAGUUACAAGACUCAAAGAACUGAUUGGUCCUGAGGAAGUUGAAGAGCAAAUUAUGGCUCACCAGAGCCAUGGAGCUUCUCCUGUAUUCAACAAAGAAAACUUUGCUGGGUUUAAUGCCAAACCACCUCAAAUAAAUGAAGACUCUGAGGUACAAAUAGCAGCUGACGAUGCCAGAGACCUGUUAGAGUUUAGAGGGAACCGAAACAACACCAAGAAAAGUGAUGUUUUCUCUAAAAAUGGCAGAAAUGACAAAUGGAUCCCAGUUCAUCACAAGACGACAUCUGUCAUGCGAUUCAACAGAACCAGAUUCAGAAUCCCCUCGAGAUCCAAAGUGAUUUCAAAUUCUGCCAUUCACACUACAGUGGGUACUAAGGUAGUCACUGCGAAUUUGCCUUUGAAAUUAAACCUGACUGGAAGCUAUGGAGUUUUAAAACUGAUAUCCAAAGACAACCUUGUGCGGAUUGUGAAUUCCCAGCUUCAGAGUGUGCCAGGUCUCAAUAUUCCAGGCAGGAAAAGGAAAAGUCACAGCAGGAAAAGGGAUUUGAUCAACAUGGAUCACAGCCAGAUGGAGGCACUCAAAAUGAAAAAACAAGACAGGCCAGGUACUCUUGAACUUUACAACUCUGAUAACCAGACUGCAGAGCUAUAUUCAAGCUCUUUUACAAAUGACAGUCUAAAUCCAGAUCAGACUGUUCGCACACUUUGGAAACCAUUUAGUGGAUUCAAUGUGGAUGUUGUCGAGGGGGACAGAAAAAUGGACCGGGCACCAGGCACUGCUUCAUGGAAGUACAAACACUUCACGACUCACAUAGCAUCAACUCCCCAAAGUGAGGUCAUGCCCAGCACAGGGACGAAUCCCUUCACUGGUCAGAGUGACACCCCUACAUCGUUGCAUAUGGGCAUAUCACACCCACCUUCUCAAAUGGACUUGGGACAUAGAUCUGAUGUCACUUUCAGCUCAGUGACUGAAAGAACUCUUGAUGUUAAAGGGAAAUCAGAUCAGAACAUUCACAUGCCAGGACUGGAUUUCGGUAUCACUCAGAAUCCAUUGAUGAAAAUUUCAGAACCCAUGAACAGCAGUCAUAUCCUAAAACUUCCCCCAAAUCCAGAAUGGAGAGGAAAGGAAGCAGAGGGCAGUGAAGAGAUGACUGUGGACUCCCAUCCUGGAAGAGAUGGGCAGGGUCUUGUGUUUCAGGAAAUGGAUGAGGAUGAAGAUGAGGAGCAGAGCCAACAGAAAGGGGAAAUCUCUCGAUCUAGAAGAAGACGAAGCUGGAUCUGGAACCAGUUCUUUGUCAUUGAGGAAUACGCUGGGCCAGAACCAGUGCUAAUUGGAAGGCUUCACACUGACAUGGACAGAGGUGAUGGACGCACUAAGUACGUGCUGCGAGGUGAGGGGGCGGGGUCAGUUUUUGUGAUUGAUGAGAAGACAGGCAACAUCCAUGUUACCAAGCCCUUGGACAGGGAGGAGAAGGACGAAUAUCGGCUGAUUGCCACUGCAACAGAUAGUCAGACAGAGCGUGCCCUGGAGCCUUCCUCCCAGUUCAUCAUUAGAGUGCAAGAUAUCAACGACAACCCACCUGUGUUUGAGGAAGGGCCCUACAGUGCCACAGUACCUGAGAUGGCAAACAUAGGGACCUCUAUCAUCCAGGUGACAGCUUCAGAUGCUGAUGAUCCAACCUAUGGGAACAGCGCUCGACUAGUGUACACGCUGGUUCAGGGACAGCCGCACUUCUCUGUGGACCCUCAGACAGGUAUCCUACGUACCGCAGUUCCUGAUCUGGAUAGAGAAGCACAGAAUCAAUAUCUGGUGGUCCUACAAGCUAAAGACAUGGGCGGCCAUCUGGGCGGUCUGUCAGGAACAACAACAGUUACUGUACGAUUGACAGACGUCAAUGAUAACCCUCCACACUUCACACAAAGUUCCUGGCUGUUCUCUAUAUCGGAGUUGGCCGUGACAGGGGCGGAGGUGGGCCGGAUCUCAGCAACAGAUGCUGACUUGGGUGACAAUGCCAAGCUGGAAUAUACCAUCCUGGAUGGAGAGUCAGGGGACACCUUCAACAUUACUGUAGCGAACCAAGAGGCUGUGAUCAUUCUCAACAAGGCGGUGGACUAUGAGAGCCGGAGCUCUUACUCUUUCUCAGUGGAGGUUCUGAAUCCCACUGUGGACCCUCGCUUCCUGCGCCAUGGGCCCUUUAAAGACCGUGCCUCAAUCAGAGUGGUUGUGUUGGAUGCAGAUGAGCCCCCUCGCUUUUCACGAGCACGGUACCGAAUGGAUGUGUCAGAAAACUGCCCGCCGGCUUGCACAGUGGGACGGGUCAGUGCCGUGGACCCAGAUACGGGGCUCACAAACAACAUCAGGUUCUCCAUCGAUCCUCAGACGGACCCAGAGGCUCUGUUUCGCAUCACUCCAGACUCUGGGCUCAUCACUACUGUGGCUGAGCUGGACCGUGAGCACGAGCAGUGGCAUAAUGUCACCAUCAUUGCCACACAGAGAGAUAACCCUAGCCAGGUGUCCAGGGUUGUGGUUGCCAUAGAAACGCUGGAUUUAAAUGACAAUGCCCCAGAGCUGGACAGGCAGUACAAUACGGCCAUGUGUGACUCCGCCUCCACUGGACAGGUGGUGCAGGUGUUGCGGGCGAUUGAUAGAGAUGAGGGCGGAAAUGACAGCGCCGUCCAUUUUAACAUCCCUCCGGACUCCGUCGCUGCCCUCAACUUUAGCGUCAGGGAGAGUGGAGGCCCCACUGCUAGUUUGGUGCUGGCAUCACCUCUGCAGACCCUGUCUCGUUCUGCUUCAUCCUCCCUCACUCUUUACGUCCCUCUGGUCCUGAGGGACGGGACCUCAGGUUUGACCAGCACAGGAACGGUCACUGUAUCUGUGUGUCCCUGUCUGAAAGGGGGAGCCCGGGCUGGAGAGAAAGAGAAACAAAGUGAGGCAGAGUGGGACAGAGAGACGGUCUGUUUGCCCCAGCACUCUUCUCUGCCCUCACCUGGACUCAGCACUGCCGCCCUGCUGGCUAUUUUAGCCUGUGUGGCCACUCUGUUGGCUGUCAGUGCUUUGUCACUCUCCCUGCGCAGGCAGAAAAGGGACUCUCUCUCUCCAUUAGAGGAUGAUGAUGUAAGAGAAAACAUCAUCACAUAUGAUGAUGAAGGAGGGGGCGAGGCCGACACGGCCGCGUUUGACAUCACAGCACUGCAGAGUGCUCCUCACAAUACACGCAGGGGGUACCGCACACUGGACAGCAGGAACAUACGUUAUUCGCAACACAAUCAGGACAAGGCUCGUACAUAUAACAGCUGGGCUCAGGCUGGAGUGCUGGACCCCGGGCAGAACACAAGUCAAGGGGACCCUCUUUAUGGGAGGCUAUGCUACAGCAGCAACACCCUCCCAGUGCUACGUCGCUCACAGGGGCCUUACGAGCCUGGCUUAUCCGAGCUAGCUUACCGCUUUCCUGGGAGUCAACCGGAUCACUCACUUGUCAUUCAGAACAAGGCAGCCAUGGUGGGGCCUCUGGAGCCCGGGGCCAAAUAUGUGGGGCCAGCAGAGGCCGGUCACAGCUCUAAAGAAGGGACAAUAUCUCAAGACAGAGCAACCACAUCAGACGGAGGAACACCAAGCAAAAAUGACUCAAAGGAGGAUUCAAGAAAUGAUGCUCAGCAGAGUCAGAAUCACAGCCAGGAUCUGGACUGGGUCCAGUCGGAAACGGCCCCACGUGAACGAGAGUUGGUGUUGACCCGUUCCGGCUCGGUUGCUGGGUCGGGUCCCACUGGUGGGUGGGUGUGUGACACCGCCACACUUCCCAGAGCAGGGCGGCACUCUUCUCGGGACAGUCUUUCCCUGAACCGAAGCAGUACUGGCCCUGCAGAGUCCAACCACGCCGGGGUGGUGAAUAAUGUUAACGGCAGUGCGGAGGUCCAGAUGCAAUCUGUCAGCGGCAAUUAUGCCACUAUCCUGCAGGGGGAGCCGCAGAGAGACUACCCAGGGACUCUGGGUCGGGGAGGGUUGGAGAUGGGGAGUGGUUUUGUGGUGGGGAGGCCCGAGAGAGAGGGGAGCAUUCCGUUGAGUGGGAGUACCUGUGCUGGGAUGGGAUAUCCAGAGAGUGGAGGGUUCAUGGGAGACUGGCUUGAACGGGUGGGUUUAACAGGGUACCCACUAGGCAGGAGAGAUAUGACUCCCCAGCUGCUUCCAUACCCCGGGCAGGGCCGGGGGGCUUUUAGGGGCAUCCUGGGUUAUGGCGGAGCCUGGCCCUCAGUGCCUGACACAUCAGGAAGGGGGGGCCCCGUAGGAGGGGCACACUCCCUGGCCCUGAGGGUUGGUGAGUUCCUGCGUCUGCGCCUGGCACAGGUGACGUUUGACCCCUCGCAGCCUCCUUACGAUUCAGUGCAGGUGUACGGGCUUGAGGGCACUGGGUCACGUGCUGGGUCCCUUAGCUCCCUGGACAGCGAGGGAGGGAAGGAUUCCGAGAAGGAGGUGUGGGGAGCAGGGCUGGAAGAUUGGGGCCCACAGUUCCAGAAAUUAGCCCAGCUUUUUAGAGAGAGGGAGAAGGAGGGUGGAGAGAAGAAAGGAGAUGGGGAGACAAGCCUAAAGCACAAGGAUAGAGAAUGGGGGGAGAAGGAGGACCAGUCUGGAGACGAGGAGCAUGCGAAUGUCUGAGAAAGCGAGAGUGAAAGGGAGGGGUGGGACAAUGAUUAAAAGGCAACAGGAGUUAGGAUAAUGGAAAGUGAACGGUAAGGAGGGAGAGAUGAAGUGGAAAGGUAAUAAGGGAAGACAGGACAUGGAGAGAGAGGGAAGGCAAUGGAGAGAGUGAUUGAUGCAAUUUGAAGCAAUAAGCGCUGAUGUGUGAGCACAGAGACACUUAGAGCUGUGCUUCUUUAGCCAGCAUUUAACGUUCCUCAAGUGUGUUGGGAAGCGAGUGCAAGUUCACUCUUCUAGAUCAGGGGUUUUCAAACUAAAGCCACAGGACUGUUUUAAAGGUCUGCAGAAAGUUUGAAAGAAAAAAAUAAAAUGUAAAGGCCAAAGUAUACUUCGCACAUCCACGUUGUGGAUUGCUCUGCGCACAGUAUGCAUGACGUAAAUUUUGGCAUAAUCCAGUCUGUGCGGCCUCCAUCUGUGCGCAUCAUUGGCGCAUGCCCCAGCUUUUGACUCUACUAAAAGAUUAUCACAAAGAAGUAGUGGGCAUGUGUCAAACGCAUUCGAAUUUGCUCCCGGUCAGAAGAGUAUACUCACAAAUGCAACGUGGUCGACCAGGCGUGAGCCGAUCUGGAACACGCAAAAACGAAGUAUACCUGGGCCUUUAGACACAAACACCAAUUGUGCAUAUAGUUUUGUUAAAAAAAAUUUUUUAAUAAAAAAUGUUAUCUGUCCAAUGUAACAUGCAUUUGUUUCAGAAAAGAUGUUGCGAUUUUACAAAUACUAAAUUAAAUAUGCUUCUAGUUAUAAUGUUGGGUAGGAAAAAGUUACCCUGUUCAUUUAAUAAAAAAUUAAUAUUUUCAGAUAACAUUUUAAUCAUUUGAUUUGGUUUUAGUACAAUGAUACAAAAAAAGAAAAAGAAAAAAAAAAAAAAAAAAACAUUAUUUUGUUUUAGAAACAACAUUGUUUAUGUAAUAUUAUACUUAUCAUACAGUAAAAAUUUAAUUUCAUUUUAUCCAGCUUAUAGGUUAUUUUGAUUCACAGAUUCUACAAAAUGUGAAUUAUAUUGCAUUUACAUAAAAAAACAUUAGACCAACAGCAUUCCCCCAAAUUUUGUCCCAACUUGCAUAACAAAGUUGUCUGAAUGGACAAUCUCAUUCAUAUUGAACUAUUUCAAUUUCUGAUUUGCGAGUUCCCAGCAUGCAUCGCAACAUGAAUAAAUUAUGCGGUAAAUGUUAUACGCUUAUAUUUCACUGUUUGCUGACUUUAUUUAUGCUGCUAUUUUUGUUUUUUGUUGCCACUGUUAGUUAGUUGUUAUGUGGUGAUGUUAAGCAUUCAUCUUCUAACUUAAUGAGGUUUGUUGAUUGUCACCGUUAUUGAGGUUUGUGUGUUAAGGAUUGAGGUCUAUUGUGUGUCUAUGACAUACAGCUGUACAUAUUAUUUGUAUACCUUUCUUCAGAGACAAAAAAUUGCAGUUAACUUCAUAUAAAAGUAAUUUAUAACAUAUAGAAGGUUAAAAUGGUGACAAAAUUAAAGUUCUCUAUUGCGAAUUGAUAGUUGGCUGAACAAGAAAUUAGUAGUUCUCUCAACAUUAAUUUUUGCAUUUAGUAAACAAAAAAAUUCCAAUUGACUAAACAAACAAUGUUACUGAGGACAGUUAUUAAGACAGUUGUUGAGAACUCAGUAUCAUCCUGCAUCAUUUUACCUUGAUUUUUUUAGCUUUGCUCAGUUCCACAUUUUUGUGUGUGUGUGUGUGUGUGUGUGUGUGUGUGUGUGUGUGUGUGUGUUUGUUUUAGUUUUUUUAGUUUUACAGUGAAAUGAGUCUUCUUUUUAAAUGAAAAAAUACAGUUGCCAAUUUAGGAAGGAGGUCAUCAUAUGUGGGGGUCCUUGGCAAAAGUUUGAAAAUCUCUGUUCUAGAUCACAUUUAAUAAAGAGAGAGAGAAAAACAGAGAGAGAUUUGAACUUAUUAUUCUGUGGCAGUGUGCAAGACAAUGCCACCCCAUGGGAGUAAGACACAAGGGCGGAAUAACACAGAUGAGAUGUUAAGGAAUAUGCGAGGGGGGUAGGAAAUUAAAAUUGUUACAGAAAUUGUUUAUACAUUCACAAGAGCGCUGAAUUAUUCAGUCCAUUUCAUUCCAAAAGAAAGCACUGAAUAUUACAGUCGAGUCCUGAAUAAUUGUCCGCACAAAUAUUCUUGGCAUUUACACAUAUACAAACAUUUUCACGGACGAAAACACACAUCAAACCCUGUAUUUCAUACCCUGCUUGAAAAUUCUGCCUCUUCAAUGCGGAUGUCUCGUUGUCAGGGUUCAAGAUUCACACAUUUUGCCAAGAACAGAUUGUAUAUGAAGUUGCUCAAGAAAACACAAAUCACAAAAUAAAAAUGCUAAAAAUGUGCAACACAUACUGUAUACGAGGAGAGAUCUGACAAGCCACAAACUAACAGAUAUAGUAGUAAACUACCAUUACCUGUCGAAAAGCCCUUGAAUAAGGUGAAAUCCCACAAAUAAAUGUUCAAGUUCAAGACGAUCUAUAAAAGCUGACCGGCCUGCUUCAGCUACAGUGCACUUUUAUAUAUGAUGUUCAAAAAUAGAUUACAAAUGUUGUUGUUGUUUUUUUUUUGUUUUUGUUUUUUUGAGAAAAACAGAUGUUAUAUGUUUAAAUGUAAAUAUCACUGAAUGCCAUUGUGAAAAGUGACAACAGUACUGUGGUCUUUAACAAAAAAAAUUAAAAACAUUUUUUAAAAAAAUUAAAAGAUGGAAAAGAUUACCAGUAUACAAUGCCACAUUAAAAUACAGGACUGGAUGGAACUGGAUAUAACUGGAAGACAAUGGACUAGACUGGACAGACACCAGAUUAAACCCUGCCAUUUACAAUAUGUGGGAUUUAUAUACAUGAUAUAGACGUGUUGCUCUUCCCAAACUGGCCAUUUUUUAAUUGAAUUGAAUGCAAAGUCUAUGUGGAAACUAUGUGAAAAACUGUAAAACAUCCUUUUUCUAAUCCUCAUUCUGGGUGGAGCACACACUCUGCCUUGAUGUCCCGAUUAAUCACACUGUUUGUGGCCAUGUGAACUCUGAGUCACUGUGACUGGACUAAACCAGAACCACUUUAUCACUUCACAAUUAUGUGCACGGGUUGAGAGAGAAACAAUACCAGGGGGCUUCACAAGAUCCAAACCUAUACCUGCCGAUCAAACCAACAAAUGUCAUGCUCGAUCAAAGGCAUGCCCUUAAAUGAUUAAAUGAAAUGUUAUGUCAGUUUUAUUGUAUGGGAAGAAGUGUGACAAAUUACAGAAUUACAACUUGCAUCCCUGUUGAGGAUUUUUUUUUCAACAGAUUUUUGUGGGACGAUAAAAAGAAAAUGUACUCUGUCCCAUUUUCAUACAUUUUCAUAAUUUUUUUUUCUUUUUCUUUUUUUUGGUACAAUAGGUAAAAAUUUAACUGGGUUUGGAGUUACUAUAUUCAUCCUGGUUUCUGCCUUCUUUUCGGACUGUAUUUGUUCCAGCCCUAAGUGGGCCCUGUUGGUACUGAGAUCUCACAAUGGCGUGUACUAAAUAAAAUGUAUUUAUUAUGUUAUAUUUUUCCUUUUAUUUUUUGUAAAUUUGAAUAAAGACAGUAUGUUUUGAGGUGGUGUGUGUGCGACAUGAUGUGAAUGCUCUUUUUUUAAAGAAACUGCAGACUAAUUUGACCUUUGA